AACGCUGAAAACCCUCACAAUAAACUAUUCCAACACGCACAUUCUUCCACGCAAAGACGUUUUAACUUGCCGGCCUUGGGCUUUGGGUGAUCACGUGUCACGCACAACAACCUUCAUCCGUCCCUUCCACAACAACCCCUUAAUCCAUCCCUUCAACACCAACAUCGACGCAUCACAGCAAUGGCCCGCAUCACGGACCUCCCCAACGAGCUACUCGUUCCUAUAUUCGAAAACGUGUGGAGAACGUCGCCCGAGUUGGUGCUUGCGCUAGCCCUAUCGUGCAAGCGCCUCCACCAGCCAGCCCGGACCGUAUACUACUCCCAUGUCUGCCUGUCAUGGAAGUUGAACAGGAAUUCGGCCCUCGCAAAAUUCGCCAGUGGGAACGUAGGCAACGAGGCUGUGAAGUCGAUAAGACUCUCGCCGCAAAAGGCCCUGCUCAGCGCCUUCAAAGUCGGUAUGAAGAACGCGUUUGAUCAUAUUGAUGUGCUGUGUGCAUGUCUCUCCAGCCUCCAGAACCUGGCCACCUUUUCGAUAUUCCUGGGAGUCCAGGUGGACAGACGAUGCCUGCUCCCGGCGCCUGCACUUUCCCGGAUUGUGCGCGCUCUCCCGGAAUCUGUCGUCAACUUCGAGUUGGACACCGAAGGCAUCGACGGCAUCUAUGAAAACAAGCCGAAGACGCCCUCGGACGUCCAUCUGUGCCACGAUAUCAGCGAGCUGCUGCCCCGGCUGGAAACCCUUCGACUGCGAGUUUCCUGCAUGUGCACCGAGCUCUUCCGCAGCCUGGAACCUGAGGGCACUCACCAACCAGCAUCAAACCUCCGCUUAGCCGCCAUCAAGCUCGAACUAUAUUCCGAAAGGGGAGUCGAAAUUCCGAACACCGUCGUCAAUUGCCAGGCGCAGUGGUCCGGCGAAGCGCACAGACGAGACGAUGUGCUGCGCCCAACGAAGUUAUUCGAUCAUCUCCUCCGCCUGCAAUCGAAAGGAGCGUUCCCGCACCUCCAGCGCUUCAUUCUUCUGUCCUGGUCGACCCAAAAAUGCAUCUGCAUUCGAGACGUCGCGUCGCGAACCACGACGGAGUAUCUGUGCAUGAGUGGGCGCCUACAGAACAACCACUGGACGCCUGCCGACAAGGGCGAGGACAACUAUAUGAUACGCGUGCUUGGCCGUGGGGAUUACUAUGGCGGUUCCGAGGAAGUAGCGAAGGCCAUUAUGCACGAGGUAGCUUGGACGGAGGAGCAGAAUGGAGCGAGGCUGCCGCCUUCACGGCAGGUGGUGGCGGCGGAGCAUCGGUUGGAUACAAGCGUCCUCCAGUCCUACCAGUGGACUUAGGAACACGGGUCG
Molecule: messenger RNA, 1341 nt
Organism: Trematosphaeria pertusa
Lineage: Eukaryota; Fungi; Ascomycota; Dothideomycetes; Pleosporales; Trematosphaeriaceae
Exons: 2
Coding region: 181-1329 (382 amino acids)
Source: RefSeq, a predicted model, not a curated record